UAUUCAGUAGUCUGCAAGUCCCUUCUUGGGAUUUGAGUCUUACUUCUGCAUGCUCAGAUUGCAAAUUGUAUCUUCAUUCUCUAGACAUUUGCUGGGGGAAAACCUAAAUCGAGUAAUUUCACCACCGGGAAACACAACUUCCACACCAACUCUAUCAAACAAUAUAAACCGGAUGGUUCCUCGAAACAAACGAAUCAAUCCAUGGCGACUCCUAAUUAAUGCGACUUCUAAACCAUGCCGCCAACAACACAUCCUCCCAUCAAUGGCCAAGCAAUUUCUGAUCACCUCGUCCGCCUAAAUCUUCACCCCUCUCCAUCAUUUCUCCAUUCAUUCAUCUCAUCUCAGACGCGCAAUCUUCCCAUCAACGCUGUCUGCCACUCCGCUCGCUUCCGCAUCCUAAACGCCGACAUCCGCGAAUGUCUCUCCCCUCCCCCCAAUCAACUCCUCCCCCGUGAUCUGACCCGGAGCAAUCCGCACGACCUGCCCGCACAGGAGCGCCACCUCGCUGGACCCUUCGUCCUCCAGAUCGCCUGGGUCGAGGACAUCGGCAAGAGCAAAUGGAGUCAACUCACCGAAUGGGAGCAGGCGAAGCGCGAUGAGGGGAGAGAAAAAGUCGUCGGGCUGGCCGAUGCCGACAGCGAUGAUGCCGCCGAGGCGACGCAUCCAGCGAACGCGAUAGGGCAAGGCCGCUCGCAGGCGCUGGCGCCAAAAGGCCCGUUUAAACUCCAUUUGCACGAUGCGCAGAAUCCGCCAGCGCAAGUGCAUGGCGUGACUGUUGGUCCGAUCGAGGGCAUCAACGUCGAUGUGCCGAUGGGCGGAAAAAUCCUCGUUAAGGAUGUCGUCGUUGCGAGAGGGGUGAUGCUUUUGGAUUCGUCCAAUACGACGCUGUUGGGAGGAAAGGUACACGCUCUAGCGACGAAGUAUAAAGAAGGUAGGAUAGACUACCUUCGCAGACAUCUGGAGGGCGAUGGUACCGUUGGCUAGGAUUUCGAAGUGCAUUCAUCUCGUCGGCUUAUGGUGGAGCAAUGCAAGACUCCUACUCAACAGAUACUGGGCUACAGGGACAGGCAACUCAAAUUAUGAUGAACUCACCAUUAAGAUCUGAGGUGGUUCGGUGAGAAAGGCAUAAAGACGAUAAGACAGUCUAUUUACUCUGGUACCACUGGUUAGUGGUGGAUUCCACGGUGAGGCAUAUUCGAGCGGUCUAUACGGGCUUGAUGAAGCAUUUGAAAUCACUCGCCUACGCUGUAUCUCACCCAUUGCUUAUUGGACGAAUGUUACCGUUCUGAAAAGAUGAAGAGGGACACAAAGGGCUUGAACGAGCGACAGCCGAAUCCACUGCUUCUAGAGGAUGAACAGAG
Eremomyces bilateralis CBS 781.70 is the source of this 1361-nucleotide messenger RNA. RefSeq lists its product as uncharacterized. The transcript has a single exon. Gene Ontology annotation, biological process: double-strand break repair via homologous recombination; resolution of meiotic recombination intermediates. Gene Ontology annotation, cellular component: nuclear body; RecQ family helicase-topoisomerase III complex. Lineage: Eukaryota; Fungi; Ascomycota; Dothideomycetes; Eremomycetales; Eremomycetaceae. The coding region runs from base 235 to 984 and encodes 249 amino acids. The record is from RefSeq and is a predicted model, not a curated record.